AUGAUCAGUGUAGCGAGUUUGUUAAUCAGCUUGUCUGUGUUGGAUGAUGGAGUAUUUUGUCACCUUAUCCCCAGAAGCCUUUUGAAUUUUGAUGAAGGCGAUACAUCUGAGUAUGAUGUGCCACUUCAGUCUGGCGAGGAGGUGAGCAUAAGCAGUGAUGAAGAUGAGAUAAACCUUUUACUGUUCUCCUUGGUCACCAUGAUUUUGGUAUACGCAUUCGUCUGUUGCGUUUACAUAUUAAUAAGGUUUUUUGUAAGGAACGUCUUUGCAAGGGAUAAUAGAAUCUCUUUGCUAAAUGAUGAUGAUGAAAAUAGACGUCAUCGGAGGACAACGGAACGGCUAAAUGCCAGAUGGCCCAAUAUCUUGGAUGACCAGGAACUCGUCAAGAACAAAUUGGUCCGGUUAAGCCCGGAAGAACAGUUUUAUUACAAGCAAGGUGAAGAAUAUAUCAAACAGAAUCCCCCUUUGAUCGUUCCACAUGCGCAAUCUUCCCAAGAGCAGAUAGAAGAUCCUGUGAUAGAUGAUACCACUAGGCAAUAUAUAAAUGAUGAAGGGGCUUAUGCGUGGGAAUUUCAACCAGAUCCAAAUCUACCUAAUGAUACAAUUAUAGUCGAAAAUAAAACCGAAAUUACAUUCCUUAAUUUUAACUACGAAGCAUCGAUCAUGACAAACUUACCUAUUCCAAGAAUAAACCGUGUGUAUUAUUGUGAGUUUAAAAUAUUCGAAUUAAAUAAUAGUGGAGAUAAUGGUGGCAGUUUCGCCAGUAAUCACUUAGAAGAUGGGCAAACGAUUUCAUUUGGAUUGUCUACGUGCCCUUAUCCUUAUUUCAGAUUGCCCGGUAAGCACCAUCAUUCUAUUGCAUACGACUCAAACGGUGCACGGAGAUUCAAUGAUUCAUUUGAACUGGAACCUAAACUGGGUACGUUGUUCCCCCGUUUGGAGAAGGGUGAUGUUGUUGGUAUUGGGUAUAGAUCAAAUAGUGGCACAGUUUUUUUCACUAGAAAUGGUAAAAAGUUGAAGGAAGAUUCUGUUGGCGGACAUGUAAAGGGUUGGAAAUUCAAAUACGUAUACCCAAUAGUGGGUUCUAACGUCCCUUGUAAGGUUCACGUCAAUUUUGGUACUUAUGGAUUUGUAUAUAUUGAAGCAAAUGUUAAAAAAUGGGGAUAUGCUAAAUCAAACGGUACCAAAUUACCGCCUCCUUCAUACGAGGAAUAUGGACAGGAUACUUUGCUUGAGAGUGGUUGUGAGGAUGAAGGAUCAGAUAAUGAGACCAACUCAUCGAUUAAUGAUGGUGAUAUUAUAGAUAGUCAAGGCGAACUCUUACCGCCACCUCCAAGCUUUCAAUAUAGCACUUCACCAAAUUUUGAAAACUCAUUGGGUCGAAACGUCGAAGAGAUUGAUCUAGAUUCUUUACCGAUUGAGCCACCAAGCUAUUCAGAUGACGAGCAAUCUUCAAAGUUAAAGUCGAAUGCCCCAAAAGUUGGAAGUAGCUCGCGUCAUAUUAAUCCGGGAGUUCAAGCAAUUGAGGAGGAGGUCGAUGGAUUUACAGAUGACGAGCACGAGGAUGAUCCAGACAACGUGGGUGAUAUGGAAAAUCUUAAUGGUAAUGAUGCCACCGCUAAUGAUGAAAAUGAUGAAAAUGGAAACAAUGGAAACAAUGGAAACAAUGGAAACACUGGAAACAAUGGAGAUACAAAGGGGAAUACCCUAGCAAAUCAGUUUAUUCAGGACUGA
Molecule: messenger RNA, 1734 nt
Organism: Zygotorulaspora mrakii
Lineage: Eukaryota; Fungi; Ascomycota; Saccharomycetes; Saccharomycetales; Saccharomycetaceae
Gene: EAR1
Product: Ear1p
Exons: 1
Coding region: 1-1734 (577 amino acids)
Molecular function (GO): protein binding
Source: RefSeq, a predicted model, not a curated record